AUGAUCGCUAAGCUCCUUCUCGCCGUCUCCCUGGUUUACGUCGCUUCGGCCGACACAUGCAUCCACUGCAUUUGCCUCCACGAGUCUGGAUGCAAGCCUGUUGGCUGUGAGAUGGACGUCGGAUCAUUGUCAUGCGGUUACUACCAGAUCAAACUGCCAUACUACGAGGACUGCGGCACGCCUGGCCGUAAGAAUGGCGAAGACGUCACAACCGCAUGGAAGAGAUGCGCUGACGACUACGACUGCUCAACUCAAUGCGUCAAU
This is a messenger RNA of Haemonchus placei, 264 nucleotides long. The record is from the annotation of a GenBank genome assembly. NCBI's taxonomy places the organism in Eukaryota, Metazoa, Nematoda, Chromadorea, Rhabditida, Trichostrongylidae.